AUGUCAAUGUCCCAAGGCUCCCCACGACUACCCAGUCCACCGCCACCGGCCGAGAUACAGAUGACGCCGGCAUCCCCCGGACUGGGCACCACAGCGAGCCGACAAGCACAACAGAUGGAGCAGACCAUGGCCGACGCAAAUGCGAAACGGCGCAUACACCCGGGAACGAGAUCAGAGGAUAUGGCUGCCGGGCCGCCGCUGGUGCCUUUGAACGAGCUCGACUCGGCCUUCCAGUUGCAAGAACACCUCGCAGCGCUACAUUACCACCACACCGCCCUGAACACGACUGCGAUAACGCGUGCGGCCGCCGCGCAGAUGGCUCAGCCUCCUCCCGGAAUCGACCGCACAUUAUGGCUCUACGAGCUGUGCCGAUUCUUGAUCGCGAAAUGCAACUGCCUGAUAGUCGGCUUCCUGUUCGACACACCGCCGUGCUCGUCGGCAACAUGUCCUGAAAUGCGCGCUUCCGAAUGGCAGUUCUUGUGCGCCGUUCACGACCAGCCCAAGAGCUGCUGCGCCAUCGACUACUGCUGCCACACGCUAGACUGGGCAGCGAAUGUCGUCACGAAUCCCAAGAUCUUCCCGAGCAGAUUCGUCAUGGUUUCGGAGGGCCACGACAAGAGCGCGGUGCUGAAAAACCUAGUCAAUGUGUUUCGGCGACUGCACAGAAUAUUCGCUCACGCAUGGUUCCAGCAUCGAGGGGUGUUCUGGUCGGUCGAGGCGCAAAUGGGGCUGUAUGCGUUCUUCAAGACGGUAUGUGAUAUGUACGAUCUCCUGCCGGCCGAGAACUACAAGCUCCCGCCCGAGGCUGAAGGAUUGGAACCUACGCCAUCUGAGAAAGACGAGAAGAAGCCGACGAUCACGGCUAUUGCAAAGCCCCCAUCACAGCAGAAUGAGGGCCCCGAGCACGACGACGAUAGCCACAGUAUGGUUGCCCGGAGAAGCAAUACGGCCAGGCAUUCGAGCAGACCGUCAACUGGUAGGGCGGUGACGACUGUCAUCGAAGAGCUAGAAGAUGAAUAUUCCAAUGUCGCGAACAGGCUCAGAGGCAUGCAUAUUUCAGCUCCUGAGACGGUAGAGGAAGAAUCCGAGGUCGAAGUGCCUGUCAUCGUCGAGAGUGGAGUGAUGGACGAACCCACCAGCGGUCAACCCAUCGAAGCACCACAACCUCCCGUGCACCAAGAUGCGCAACCUCGCGAAGUGAAGAUAGAUGUUCAGGAGGAUAUCCCUGUGGAGCCAGACUCGCCAGACGACAAUAAUGAACAGAAUGAGAACCCUCACGACGCACCACUGCUUGACCAUGAGAGAUUUGGGGAGUUCAACGAGCAGGAGGUCGAGGGAUCCCAACCAAACGCGGACGAUGACGACGACAGGGAAACUGUCAUUGAGAGCGCUGAGCCUGAGACGAAAGCAGAUGAGGAAGCAGUUGAGGAAACAGAGCCCUCCAUAGUGGAGUCAACGGACGGAGCGGUAGAGACGGACCCGGCGAAGGAAGAAAAGUCGUCUCCAGAGAGGGCAAGCAUGGAUUAG
Molecule: messenger RNA, 1527 nt
Organism: Anthostomella pinea
Lineage: Eukaryota; Fungi; Ascomycota; Sordariomycetes; Xylariales; Xylariaceae
Source: the annotation of a GenBank genome assembly